AUGUGGGCAAAACUCUCGGUUUCGUCCACUGGAGACAUUAGGAAAACAGCUGUGAUUAAUGAAAUACAGAGAACCAGGUUAUUAAUACAAAUCAAUGAGAAGAGUGAGCCCAUACAGAAUAAUCAGACCAAACAAGCCUUCUUGCUAAGCCUGUCCAGUGUACAUCCUGAUACAGACAAGAUAAUUCCUAUUUUAUUUAGACCUCCAGCUUUCAUGCCCAUAACUCUUCCCUUGGUCAUCGUUUCAUCUGUUCAGCGUCAGGCAAAGCAUUCUCUUUUUUGGCAGUUUGUGUUUCACACAUACACCACAGCAUUCACUCUGGUAAAUGGAAAUGGCACCCCAAAGGCUGAAGGAUACUCACUUCAGCAAAAGCAGGUCUUCCUUGGCUUGGGAGCCAUUUCCUAUUCAGCCUGUAUUGGUGCUCUGCCUCUUGCCUUUGCGAAUCGUUAUGCAUUGAAGAGCCCAUUGAUGCAACUUUUUGUGAAAAAACUGCUACCUGCUCCUCUGCUUGGUCUGAUGAGUGCAUUUACUGUGGCGAUGGUGAGAAGUCCAGAAUUUGACAAUGGGAUAGAAGUGAUGGACAGGAAUGGCAAUGUUAUAGGAGUGUCUAAGAAGGCUGGUGAGAAGGCUGUUAUGGAAACAGCAUUGUCCAGAGCAGUCUUGUUUGGGACAACGUUCUUCCUGCCAGAAGUGCUCAUGUACUUUGUGCAGAGAGCAAGAUUUGUUAAAAAUCCUCGAGCUUUGGGUCCAGUGAGGAUGUUUGUGAUUAUGUCAGUGCUAGCAGGGAUGCUGCCAGUCUCAUUUAGUAUGUUCCCACAGUGUGGGGAGAUAAAGCGAGCAGACCUUGAACCAGAAAUUCUGACAUCUACAGAAGAAACAGAGUUCUUCUACAACAGGGGGAUUUAGAGCCUGGCUUUUAUGUAUAAAUGUGUGCUCUGAUCCAAGAGAAUUCUGAAUGCACCACUGGCAUUUGUGACUGAACUGUGAUUCCGUGGUGGCAGAGGUGCCAGAUCUGGUGUACCAUGGUCUGGCCUGUACAGAGGCAGAACUUGGCAACCUGGCUUUGCCAGCCCCAGCCUGGAGGCACAUGAACACACCUCACUGAUGCUGAAAAGUGCUAGAAAAGCACUGUAACACAGCCUUUGUCACAACCUGUGUUCUGUGCUUCCUCUGGUGAUUGAUUUCUUAAUUAAAUGACUGUUGAGUACAUAAGUUUGUUCUGCUGCUGCAGCUUUUGGUGCACUUCUUUCCAGGAACCCAGCUGGUGAAGGCUUUGACAUCAGGACUCCUGUGGGUAAAGUCCAGCUGGUUCUUCUCAGAACACUUUGAUGUUUUCAGUGACCUAACAAUGCUCAUUUUUAGGAUGAGACGUGAGUGAGGCAGCCCUUGAAGUGAUAUUAGACAUAGCAGUAGAAUAUUGGUUUAAUUUAGUUGUUUAAAAAGUGUUCAGGAAAUGAGUGUCAAGUUUGACUACCAGUUAAUGCCUGGCUUUCUAAACAUCCUUGAAGGAGUUCUGAGGCCUGAUGGCCCUUGAGCUUUAGAACUUGUUUUUUUACACUGAAGCCAUGAGGAGAUCCCAUGUCUUUCUGAUCUGGACAAUGAGGAAUUCCACUUUUGCAGGUUGGCUGUGUUUAUCCAAAGAAAGCAAGCUCUUUUGAUAUGUGGCAUCAUUUUGGUAUGUUGAUCAGCAACAUUUUGCUGAUCCUGUGUAAUUAUUCAGGGACUCUCAGUUGUCUGUGAAGAGUUGCAAAAAGAGCUUACAGGAGAUCCUGUGAUUGUGACAACGUCUUCAGUGAUUUUUGAGCCACCUCUCCUACAACCCCUGCCUAUAGUUAUGUGAGGUGCUGCUCAGGCUGUGUGACAAGGAUGGAAAUGCACUAAAUAAUAUAAAAUUGUUUAUAUGAAAGUGGUUAUCGCAAGUGCAGCCUCCAAAGUGCCAUAAUUUAACUUCCUUAGGGCACAAUAUGCAGGUCACUGCUCUCCUGUUGCUGAAGGAUUGGAUUUCUUUUCACAGUAUGAGGAAAACAAUGAUUGCCCAAUUCAAUCCAUCCUACAGGAAGAGAACAGCAUAGAGCAAAGUAAGGAAAAACAGCAGGCCUGGACUUUCAAGAAGAGACUCCUGCUGUGCUUUUGGCACUGAACAAAAGCAGGAAGUUGGGGGUUGAGUUUAAUUUGUUUGAGUUCUGCCUUUUUUGAGCCUUCCUCUGUCAAUUUACUGGAGGGAAAGGUCAGACAAGGGGAGAGAGGAGCAGCAGCACAUCCUAAGGACCUGGAACUGGAGGGGAAUGUGCUGUAAAGCUGUUCCUGGAAGACCAUAUGGAUACUGUCUGUAAUGGGCAGGUAAAGGAUUGUUUACACCUGCUGAACUCUGCAGCCUCAGCCUCUGUGGGUGCUGUUCUUCAGUACAGGGUAAAUAAAAUCUCAUCAAGGUCAACAAGAUAAUUGUGUUGUGUCAGACCAAAGGGCCUGCUGAGGCAAAUGUCAUCUGCUCCUGGCAGGAGGUGAGAACUAGAUGAUACUCAGGGUCACUUCCAACCCAAACCAUUCCAUGAUUCUACCACAGGGUCAGGUGGAACAGCCUCAGCCUGCCUCUGGCUGAAGUGUUUGUCUCCUUCCAAACCUUUAAUGGCAGAGGCACAGAUAACAUCCUGUAGUUAAAUGAUCUACACCAUGUUUCUCUAUUCCUAUUUCAAUCACAUACCAAAGGCAAAUGCAGAAGAGGUUUGAUUCCACUCCCAGUAAACAGUAACUGGCACUGAAGACCUGCA
Ficedula albicollis (Collared flycatcher) is the source of this 2768-nucleotide messenger RNA. RefSeq names its product sideroflexin 4 (gene SFXN4). Gene Ontology annotation, molecular function: monoatomic ion transmembrane transporter activity. Gene Ontology annotation, biological process: monoatomic ion transport; mitochondrial transmembrane transport. The transcript has 13 exons. The record is from RefSeq and is a predicted model, not a curated record. Gene Ontology annotation, cellular component: mitochondrial inner membrane. Bases 1 to 906 code for a protein of 301 amino acids. Lineage: Eukaryota; Metazoa; Chordata; Aves; Passeriformes; Muscicapidae.